UUGUUCGUCGUAUACGAAUUGUUUUAUCUCAGCUCAUUAGAUACGCUGCACCUUACAACGUCGUUUGUAGUGCGUUUCAUCAGCAUAAGUCUCAGCAUCAGCGCAUCGGGUCUGAGGAAGUUCUUAAAUAGUUUGAAUCUUCUCUCGCAUUGUAUCAUUGCAAGUUGGUUGAUUGAAUAAAAAGGUUGUGUUACAAUUGUGAGUUAGUCAAAAUUUUGGAUUACUCAUGGAAAGGACUAAGUUUCGUGAAUCGAUAUGGCUAGUCGUACUGCUAUGUAUCAGCGGAUGCUUUUGUCAACAGAACUCAUUAUUCCAGCAGAAUCCUUAUCGCAGACAGCAAGGACUUCUAAGACAACAACCCUUCCCCACCCCACUGCCACCAAUUGUUACACCGCCUACUUAUAGGGGUUAUAACCAAUACAAUCCACAAAAUUAUGUCCCCAUCACUGCCUACCAAAAUGAAAUUAACUAUGACGGAAGUUUUGCUUAUGGAUACUCAUCGGGAGAUGGAACAACGGCACAAGCCCAAGGCUAUAUCAAGAAUCCAGGAGUGAAGGAUUUGGAGGCACAAGUGGUUCAGGGAUCUUACUCAUAUACUUCUCCUGAAGGAACACCCAUUCGGGUGACUUACAUUGCAGAUGAAAAUGGUUUCAGAGCCGAAGGAGCUCACAUCCCAACUCCUCCUCCAAUCCCAGACGCAAUCGCAAAAUCUCUGCAAUAUAUCGCCAGUCUGCAACCCUACAACCAAAACAUCAAUCCUAAUUUAAAUCCCUAUCAGACUCCUCUACAACCAUUCCAAGGUCAGCAACCAUUGCGUCCAGGACAACUGACUCCUCUCCAAUUACAACAGAAAGGAUACGAUCAGCAGAACUCAGGACAAUACCAGGCAGACAAUCAAUUUCCUCAAUUUCAGCAGAGACCAUUUGGUCAGCAAUUUCAAGAAACCGGAACAACAUCGAUUCCCCAGCAUCAACAGCAUAAUCUCCAACAGCAACAGCAGAAGCAGCAGCAACAACAGCAGCAACAGCAACAACAACAGCAGCAGCAACAACAAAAUCAACAACAGCAACAAUUAUUGACUCAACAAUUACAAGGACGUCCCAAUCAGAUAAUCAGUCCAUUUGGCUACAAUAAAUAUCGACGUUUCAAGAAAUCAGUGGUUACUGCUAAGGAGGAAGAGGUAAAAUAACAUAUCCAACUCCAAUAAUUCACUGAUAUCUCCAUAAAAUAACUCGAACUGCUUAUCAAUAUUGUAUAAAUGUAUUCAUUAAAUUAUUAUAUUUUGAUGUCAUUACUUUUUAAGGAUAACCAAAAGUUUAAAGAAUUCUUGAAAAUGUACUAAACUUUAUAGUUAUUCUCUUAUUUUAAUGUCUUACUCUAACUCAAACAAUACAAUAGUCAAAUUUUAUAAAAUCAAAUAAAAAUACAUUAUAUGUUACAAACA
Messenger RNA from Eupeodes corollae, 1444 nucleotides. Its product is annotated as serum response factor homolog A-like. Gene Ontology annotation, cellular component: chitin-based extracellular matrix. The coding region runs from base 227 to 1189 and encodes 320 amino acids. NCBI's taxonomy places the organism in Eukaryota, Metazoa, Arthropoda, Insecta, Diptera, Syrphidae. The record is from RefSeq and is a predicted model, not a curated record. Gene Ontology annotation, molecular function: structural constituent of chitin-based larval cuticle. The transcript is spliced from 4 exons.